This is a messenger RNA of Gigantopelta aegis, 1137 nucleotides long. RefSeq lists its product as uncharacterized. The coding region runs from base 196 to 747 and encodes 183 amino acids. The transcript is spliced from 3 exons. The record is from RefSeq and is a predicted model, not a curated record. Lineage: Eukaryota; Metazoa; Mollusca; Gastropoda; Neomphalida; Peltospiridae.
CACGAUAACUUUAUUUUUUACAUAUAAAUCUGUUAUCUUUUGGAUUUCUAGUCUACUUUCGGACCAGUUUUUGAUAUAAUCAGAAAAUCACUGAUUGUUGAAUAUCGAACAAUCGAGUGACGUCACCUAAUGCAGAUAAUCCCACUAGUAUAAUAUCGCUGUUAUUUUUCAAGUACUAGUGGGUAGAAGGCAAUCAUGGCUGAUACAUUAUUCCACAAUAGAUCACAGAGUCGAUACCCGUACUGGGUGAACUAUCCACCGACUGUACCGAAAUACCCGUCGUCCCAGGAGAUGUUCAGAGGAACAGAGCCAGAAAAGUUUACAAUUAAGAAAGGACGAGACUCGCACCAGCAUUGGACAGACAAGUGGUACGACUCCGGUGACCCAAUUCGCCGCGAGGAAGAGUUGCCAAAACGUGUACAUUUGCAAGAACCUUGCCAACGACGGUGGCAGUACAAUCCCGGUACGUCGGCGGUCAGCAAAUGGACACGGGUUGGCAAAGAUUGGCCUGUUGACCAUUCCAAAUACUGGACAUCGGGUCAACCCCCAGCAGAAGUCCAGCGAGCACGUGGCCUGUAUCGUCUUAGUACCCGGGAUGAAAAGCUCUAUCCAUUCUCCAACUAUAUGACGUCACAAUACAGACGACCAGUUUAUUCCAUAUUUGGCCCCAUCCAGAAGAAGGAAACUUACGGUUUAACACACCAGCAUAACAGACAUGGAUUUAUGCCUUUUGAAGACUUUUAUUAAGUAACGUUAGUUGCAUUCAAAUUAAGAGCCCUUCAAUUGCUAAUUAAUGUAUGUACAGCAUUUAAAUGAAUCCGUUGGCUUAUUAAAAAAAAAGAGUUAAAUUCAUGAUUGGAACAAUGAACUGAAAAGUGAAUUUCAUGUCUCAUAGAAGACUAUAUGACGUACACUUUUAAUUACAUAAGUCUGUUUAAUACCAUGUGAUGUUUGUAUUUUAUGAAUGUUUACGAGUUGAAAAUCAGUUAUAAAACAUAAUUAUGUUGUACGUGGUUACAUAAAAUUGUACAUAUUUUGUCUUGUUCAAAAGUAAUACAUUAAGAGAUCCAGAAACCAUAUAUAUUUUGUUUUACUCUUGUACCAUAAUGCUGUAUAAAUAAUAUGUAUCGAACACUG